This is a messenger RNA of Didymosphaeria variabile, 825 nucleotides long. RefSeq lists its product as uncharacterized. The transcript has a single exon. The coding region runs from base 1 to 825 and encodes 274 amino acids. Lineage: Eukaryota; Fungi; Ascomycota; Dothideomycetes; Pleosporales; Didymosphaeriaceae. The record is from RefSeq and is a predicted model, not a curated record.
AUGCACAGAAAGAACCCAAUUUCCGUACUCGUUUACAACGCGCUUUUCCCCACCCCCUCGCCCAACGACCCGCCCUCCUUCUCUGCACAUCUCUCCAAGAACCUCGUCGGUGAGGUUCGCAUCGAAACCGCCACUUUCUACGGCUCGCUCGACACCAUUGAAGCGCGAUACCCAGGUCUCAACUACGCGCACGCCCCGCAUCGCAGGCGCCUCGGUCGCUUCCCGCACCACAGAAAGCUGUUCGAUGCCUUCGACAGACUGGGCCUGACCGACAGCGAGAUCCAGGGCUUCUGCAGAUGGGAAGGCACACUCUGGGCGCGGGAACGGUACGAGCGCGACGAGGGUGUAAAGGUGCGGGACACGACGGGCAUGGAGAUCACAGAGUGGGUUGACCGGCGGAGAACAAGUUCUUCUAGAGGGAAGAACGGCAUCAACGUCAAGACCGACAUCGAAGUUGAGAUCGAGGAAAUGCCCUCUUCAACAGAGAUUACCGACCCUGUACGACCUGUAGACACAGAGAUGCAGGAUUCCAGUGACGACGACGACGACGAAGAGGAGGGAGAAGAGCAGGUCCUGGACGAGAGCGUGGGGUUUGCGCUCAACCAGCGGCUCAUGCAGGCGGCAGCGUUGCGAGAGCAGGGCCAGGACGCGCCCAUGGACCCGGAGUGGGAGCAAUAUCUAAAGGAUGCACAAGAGCGGGGCGAGCAUCUCGGUGAGGCAACGAGAGAGGUGCUGAGGACUAUGGCGGGCGAACUCGCGAGAGUGAACCCGUCCGAAGGCCCAUCCGCGCCUACACAGCCGUACCCGCCUGCUGCUCCGGCGUGA